This is a messenger RNA of Pestalotiopsis fici W106-1, 426 nucleotides long. RefSeq lists its product as uncharacterized. The record is from RefSeq and is a predicted model, not a curated record. Lineage: Eukaryota; Fungi; Ascomycota; Sordariomycetes; Amphisphaeriales; Sporocadaceae. The coding region runs from base 1 to 426 and encodes 141 amino acids. The transcript has a single exon.
AUGUUCAAGACACUCUUCCUCGCAGCCGCACUCGCUUCUCAGGGUCUCACUCGACCCACGACCGAGAACGCACGCGCAAUCGACCCAAAUCAAGUCUUCAACUCCCGAAUGACCUGGUACGACACAGAGGGAGGCCUCGGCGUCAAUCCUGGAGCGUGCGGAGAAGUCAACAACCGAGACCAAAAGAUUGUGGCGUUGAAUAAAUUCCAAUUCGUCGAGCUCAGCAACAGCGCCAACCCCAACACCGCUGAAGUGUGCCAUAAAAAGAUCCGCAUCAAGCACGAAGGGAAGGAGACUGAAGCAGAAAUCACCGAUAGGUGCGAUGGAUGCAACUAUGGCGAUAUCGAUGGCACUCAGGCUGUAUUUAAUGAUCUUGUUGGGGGGCUCGGGGCAGGAAAUGUUUCGGUAUCUUGGUCCUUUAUUUGA